Messenger RNA from Metarhizium brunneum ARSEF 3297, 1221 nucleotides. It is a transcript of the gene EBP2, whose product is annotated as rRNA-processing protein EBP2. Lineage: Eukaryota; Fungi; Ascomycota; Sordariomycetes; Hypocreales; Clavicipitaceae. The record is from RefSeq and is a predicted model, not a curated record. Gene Ontology annotation, cellular component: nucleolus; preribosome, large subunit precursor; nuclear periphery. Gene Ontology annotation, biological process: rRNA processing; ribosomal large subunit biogenesis.
AUGGUGACCAAAAGCAGACUGCGCCUGGCGAUUGCCGCAGAAAAGGGUAUUGAUUUUAAAAAAUUAAAAGAAAAAAAGAAGCACAAAGAGAACCUGAAACGUAAGGGUGCGGCCACAGAGCUUGGUGGGGUUCCAGCAGCUCGGCGCGACGAAGGCGACGAGGAUGACGAUGCGCUUGACGGUCAUGUUGAUGUUGAGAGCGAAGGCGAUGACAUUGAAGAGAUGAACAUCGGAGCUGUAGACGAGACAGAUACUUCCGAUUCAGAAAUUGAGUUGGAGGAAAAAGUCAGCAGGCACGCAUCCGGAAAGAGAACAAACAACGAAUCGAAACAAGAAGACGAAGAAGGAGACGAUGACAGUGAAGAGGAUGAGGAAGAUAUUCCAAUUUCGGAUCUUGAAGAUCUCGAUGACGAAGACAAAGAGGACCUGAUACCACAUACCCGGCUCACGAUAAACAACACCUCCGCUCUCCAAGCAGCUCUCGAUCGUAUAUCUAUUCCAACAGAUAAAAGCGCAACUUUUGCAUCCCACCAGUCCAUUGUCUCUUCCGUCAAUACUGCCGAUUCUAUUCCCGAUAUCUCUGAUGACUUGCAGCGUGAGCUUGCCUUCUAUUCGCAGUGUCUGGACGCCGCCAAGGAAGGUCGCACAAGACUUCUAGCUGAAGGCGUACCAUUUUCUCGUCCAAAGGAUUAUUUCGCUGAAAUGGUCAAGGAGGACGCCCAUAUGGAGAAAGUCAAGGCUAAGCUUAUUGAAGAGGCUUCCGCCAAGAAAGCCGCUGCUGAGGCACGCAAGCUGCGUGAUUUGAAGAAGUUUGGUAAACAAGUCCAAGUAGCCAAGCUUCAAGAGCGACAAAAAGCAAAGCGAGAAACCCUAGAGAAGAUCAAAACACUUAAGAGAAAACGCCAAGAGUCAGGCAAUGAUAUGAAUACCAACGAAGCGGACCUUUUCGACGUCAGUGUUGAUAAUGAGCUUGCUAGCCACGCACAAAGCAUGGGCUCUUCUCGAGGAGGCCCAUCCGGCAAAGGCGUAAACGCCAAGCGUCAAAAGAAGAAUGAAAAGUACGGAUUUGGUGGUAAGAAGCGACAUGCCAAAUCCGGAGAUGCUCUGAGCUCCGGAGACUUGUCUAGCUUCAAUACGAAGAAGAUGAAAGCUGGUUCAAGAGGAAAGCCAAAGGCAUCAAGGCCUGGCAAGAGCAGGCGCAAGGCUAUGUCGUCAAAAUGA